AUGACACAAUACUUCCUCGAUCUCGUAUAUUCCAUGACAACGUGCAUGUCAUGCUUCCCAUCGUCACCAAACCUAACCAUAAACCACCGCUCUUUCAAGAUCCUUCGGCUACUCGGCGAGGGCGGGUUCUCGUAUGUCUACCUCGUGCAAGACACCUCCGGCGCUCUCUACGCCCUCAAGAAGAUCCGCUGCCCGUUCGGCCAGGAGUCCGUCCAGCGCGCAAUGAAGGAGGUCGAAGCCUACAAGCUCUUCUCGCACCCAAACAUAAUCAAGUCGAUCGACUACACCAUCACGACCGACUCUGGCCGCAGCGGGACCACGAUGAUUGGGCGCGACAGCGAGGACGACGGCACGCAGAAGACGGUGUAUAUCCUGCUGCCGUACUUUCGGAGGGGGAACCUGCAAGAUGCGAUUAAUGCGAACUUGAUCAACCAUACGGUCUUCCCCGAGGGGAAGCUGAUGAGGCUGUUUUUGGGCGUGUGUAAGGGCCUGCAGGCGCUGCAUCAGCAUAGGCUUAAGGAGCCUGGCGCGAGGGUUGGCGGCGGGGUUGAGGGCGCGGAGGAGGAGGGGGCGCAGCCGUUGAUGUCGAGUGAGGUGCGGAGCCAGAGGGAGGGUGGGCAGGAGGGUGAUAUUAGGGCGUAUGCACAUCGUGAUAUCAAGCCUGGCAACGUGAUGAUUGAUGAUGACGGCUUAACCCCAAUCCUCAUGGAUUUCGGCUCCCUGACCCCCUCUCCAACACCAAUUACCUCCCGCACCCUCGCCCUCUCCGUCCAAGAUUCGGCCGCCGAGAACUCUACAAUGCCCUACCGUGCCCCUGAGCUCUUUGACGUCAAGACCGGCUCCGUCCUCGACGACAAGGUCGACAUCUGGUCAAUGGGGUGCACCCUGUACUGCGCCCUAUACGGCCACUCCCCAUUCGAGCUAGCCACGGAGGAGUCUGGCGGGAGUCUCGCGCUCGCAGUCUGCUCGGGGAGCUACACGUUCCCGGAGGAAGGUCGUCUCGGCGGUAGGAAGCCGGGGCAGAAGAAGGUCAGCGAGAGCGUGAAGGACGUGGUCAGGAUGUGCUUGAAGGUGGAGCCGAGUGAGAGGCCGGGUAUCUCGGAGCUGAUCCAGAUUGUGGAGAAGGUCAUUUCGGAGUUGGGCGAGGAUGAGGAGGAGUAA
Molecule: messenger RNA, 1161 nt
Organism: Morchella importuna
Lineage: Eukaryota; Fungi; Ascomycota; Pezizomycetes; Pezizales; Morchellaceae
Exons: 3
Coding region: 1-1161 (386 amino acids)
Biological process (GO): regulation of vacuole fusion, non-autophagic; protein phosphorylation; vacuolar protein processing
Cellular component (GO): cytoplasm; Golgi apparatus
Molecular function (GO): ATP binding; protein serine/threonine kinase activity
Source: RefSeq, a predicted model, not a curated record